Molecule: messenger RNA, 1383 nt
Organism: Penicillium chermesinum
Lineage: Eukaryota; Fungi; Ascomycota; Eurotiomycetes; Eurotiales; Aspergillaceae
Product: alanine--glyoxylate transaminase
Exons: 2
Cellular component (GO): peroxisome
Molecular function (GO): L-alanine:glyoxylate transaminase activity; L-serine:pyruvate transaminase activity
Source: RefSeq, a predicted model, not a curated record
CUGAGUUUACCCCGCGGCUGCCCCGCCGCAAUCGGAAAACUGGCGACCAAGGCGACUGUACAGCGUUUAAGCCUGAUCUCCAGACAUCUGGAUCAGCGCUUGCCGUUGCCGAACUUGAACACGCCUUUCUCGACCGAAAGAAACUCUCAGCCUCCGGACGACCUCGAAUAUAAACCCAUCGAUUGCACCCUCCCCUCCCCAACGUCAAUUCCCCAAUCCAAAAUGUCUGCUCAGGCUCCUCACAACACCCUGCUCAUCCCGGGCCCCAUCGAGUUUGACGAUGCCGUGCUGCAGUCGAUGGCUCACUAUGCUGAGAGCCAUGUCGCUCCCGGUUUCGUCAAGGUCUUUGGCGAAACAUUGACCCUGCUUCGCAAGCUCUUCCAGUCCAGCAACCCCUCUGCACAGCCCUUCAUUAUCUCCGGUAGCGGCACCCUCGGAUGGGACCUUGUGUCAGCGAACCUGAUCGAGCGCGGCGAGAACGCCCUCGUGCUGAACACCGGCUACUUCGGUGACUCCUUCGGCAAAUGUCUUGAGACCUACGGCGCCCAGGUCACCCAACUGCGGGUCCCCAUCGGCGAGCGCCACAGCCUGGACCAGGUGGCCGCCGCGCUGAAGGAGAAGGACUACAAGCUCAUCACCAUCACCCACGUCGAUACCUCCACCGGUGUCCUCCAUGAUGUCAAGGGCAUCGCCCAGCUCGUCCGCCAAGUCAGCCCCGAGACCCUGGUGAUCGUGGACGGCGUGUGCAGCGUGGGCUCGGAGGAGAUCGCCUUCGACGAGUGGGAUCUCGAUGCCGUCCUCACAGCCAGUCAGAAGGCCAUCGGCUGCCCUCCCGGUCUGAGCAUCGUGUACACCUCCGGCCGCGCGAUCCAGCGUGCCCAGUCCCGGAAGACCCCUCCGGGCUCCUACUACGCCUCCAUCGCCAACUGGCUGCCCAUCAUGCAGAACUACGAGAACAACAAGCCCUCGUACUUCGCUACCCCGCCCACCCAGCUCAUUCACGCCCUCCACACCACCCUCAGCCAGAUCACCGCCCGCCCUAUGGCCGAGCGCUUCGCCGUCCACGCCCAGGUCUCCAACGCUGUGAAGAAGGCUGUGGCUCAGCUCGGCCUGAAGCAGCUGGCCUCCAGCCCAGAGGCUCAGGCCCAUGGCAUGACCGCUAUGUACCUGCCUGAGGGCCUGACCCCACCCGAUGUGCUGCCGGGUCUGCUGAAGCGUGGAGUUAUUUUCGCAGCUGGCCUGCACAAGGAGAUCGCCACCCGGUACAUCCGUUUCGGCCACAUGGGUGUUAGUGUGACUGACGCCAACCGCAAAGACAUCGAUAAGGCUCUGGGCGCCCUGAAGGAGGCUCUGGCUGAGGCGAAGCAGGCGAAGGGCCUCUAA